GGCGGUGAGCAGUCAGGCAAGAGUUAACUCUCUCCCGGGUGCCGGGAAGGGGGCGGGGCCUGUGGCGGAGCUCGGGAUCUCCGGCCGGUGUCUGUCUCUCUCUGUGUUCGGAUCGGAUGUCUUUGGUGGGAGGCGGAGGAAUAUCGGGCGGUAGUCUGUCGGUAGUCUCUCGGUUGUCAUGGUAACAGAGGGGGUCUGCAGGCCGGAGACAGGAGGAGGCUGCUGCUGAACACAGCGAGGGGAUUCCAGGAUCGGCCAGCAUGGAGGACGGCUUCUCCAGUCUGUAUGACACCACCUCCCUCUUCCAGUUCUGUAAUGAUGACAGCGCUUCGGCCUCCAGCAACAUGGAGGUGACUGACCGCAUUGGGUCAUUGGAGCAGCGCGUCCAGAUCCAGGAGGAUGAGAUCCAGCUGUUGAAGUCUGCCUUGGCUGAUGUAGUGAGGAGGCUGAAGGCAUCAGAGGAGCAGCAGGCACUGCAGAACAGGAAAGGACCCACCAAAGCUAGGCCCUUGCCACUGAGGACAACAGUAAACAGCGAGACCAUCUUACCAAAGAAGCCUACCGGCUCUCUCCCAUCUCCGUCAGGGACCAGGAAAGACAUCGUUCCGCUAGCAUCCAAAUGCAAGUCUGUGCGUCUCAUGAAUACAUGUAAAAUAACUAAAGCCACAUCCAGUAAUGUCAAAAGAACCAACUCUACUGAACGUGUUUCUCCUGGAGGUCGGAGAGAGAGUGCUGGUGAUGCCAAAAGUAGCCGGAAUCGCGCCGGGUCCACAAGCAGCUCUUCCAGCGUCAAGAAAAACAGUGAGAGCAAACCCAAAGAUCCCGUCUUUAGCGCUGGGAAGCGGAGAGUGACGCACUGCAAAGAGGAAGGUUACGUGAAAAUGUUCCUGAGGGGACGUCCGGUUACUAUGUAUAUGCCCAAAGACCAAGUGGAAUCGUAUAAUCUGGAGGCAAAGGUCGAGCUUCCGACCAAGAGGCUUAAACUGGAAUGGGUCUACGGCUAUCGAGGGCGAGACUGCCGCACCAAUUUGUACCUUCUACCCACUGGAGAAACAGUUUAUUUUAUAGCUUCCGUUGUUGUGUUGUAUAAUGUAGAAGAACAGCUGCAACGACAUUACACCGGUCACAACGAUGACGUCAAGUGCCUCGCAGUCCAUCCUGAUAAAAUUACCAUAGCAACAGGCCAGGUUGCAGGAACAUCCAAGGAUGGUAAACAACUACCGCCACAUGUCCGCGUUUGGGAUUCUGUGACGCUCAACACAUUGCACGUCAUCGGCAUGGGUUACUUUGAUCGAGCUGUGACGUGCGUGGCUUUCUCCAAAUCUAACGGAGGAGGUAACCUGUGUGCGGUGGAUGACUCGAAUGACCACGUGCUGUCAAUGUGGGACUGGCAGAAGGAGGAGAAGCUGUCUGAUGUAAAGUGUUCAAAUGAAGCCGUAUUUGUAGCGGACUUCCAUCCGACGGACACAAACAUUAUCGUGACCUGCGGGAAAUCACAUCUUUACUUCUGGACUCUAGAAGGAAGUUCUUUGAUCAAGAAGCAAGGGUUGUUUGAGAAACAAGAAAAACCAAAGUUUGUGUUGUGCGUCACCUUUUCCGAAAAUGGGGACUCCAUCACAGGAGACUCGAGCGGGAACCUUCUGGUUUGGGGAAAAGGUUCCAAUAGGAUCAGCCAUGCUGUCCAGGGAGCCCACGACGGUGGAAUAUUUGCACUGUGCAUGCAGAGAGACGGCACGCUGGUGUCUGGAGGGAAGGACCGGAAGAUUAUAUCCUGGGAUGGAAACUAUCAGAAACUCAGUAUAGUUGAGAUUCCGGAACAGUUUGGACCUAUUCGGACGGUGGCAGAAGGAAAAGGGGACGUUGUGUUAAUUGGUACCACUAGAAACUUUGUUCUUCAGGGUACUUUAUCUGGAGACUUCACCACCAUCACCCAGGGUCAUACGGACGAACUGUGGGGGUUGGCCGCAAAUUCCCAGAAGCUUCAGUUCCUGACCAGUGGCCAUGACAAGCAGAUAAUAUUAUGGGAUGCAAUUAGCCAUCGCCCAAUCUGGAACAAAGUUAUUGAGGACCCUGCCCAGUCUGCCGGCUUCCAUCCAAAUGGUUCUGUUGUAGCAGUCGGUACUCUUACGGGGAGGUGGUUUGUGUUAGACACAGAGACCAAAGAUCUGGUCACGGUACAUACAGAUGGCAACGAGCAGCUUUCCGUCAUGUGCUAUUCACCAGAUGGAAAUUUCCUUGCAAUCGGUUCCCAUGACAACUACAUCUAUAUUUAUGCCGUUAAUGAGAAUGGAAGAAAAUACAGUCGGAUUGGUAAAUGCUCGGGACAUUCCAGUUUCAUCACCCACCUGGACUGGUCUGUGAAUUCCCAGUAUCUGAUGUCCAAUUCCGGUGAUUACGAAAUAUUAUACUGGAUCCCUGCAGCCUGCAAGCAAGUGGUCAGCAUGGAAACAACUCGAGAUCUUGAAUGGGCAACAUACACCUGCACGCUGGGAUUCCAGGUUUUUGGGGUGUGGCCCGAAGGUUCAGACGGAACAGACCUCAAUGCCAUCUGCAGAUCUGGAGAUCAGAAGCUCUUGGCCACAGGAGAUGAUUUUGGAAAAGUUCAUCUCUUUUCUUAUCCUUGUUCACAGUUCCGGGCAUCCAGCCACGCUUAUGGCGGGCACAGCAGCCACGUUACCAACGUGACCUUUUUACAGGCGGACAGACACCUAAUCUCUACCGGUGGGAAAGACAUGAGUGUCAUGCAAUGGCGCCUUCUCUAAUGCCACCCGCAGCCCUGGAGACUGCCCCAGGAGAAGAUCUACACCAUCGCUUGCCUUUUCGAGUAUGAUGUGGGCUGUUUCUUCGACCGUGUCGGAGACCUCUUGUACAAGAACUCAGGAACCCAACACCCCCUUCACUGGUCACCUGACCUCCCAGAAUCACCUCUCAGCUUUCCAAAAUGGGGGACAGUCUAUACCAGUGGUGGCCCCUGUGGCCAUAGUAGGAA
Nanorana parkeri is the source of this 2989-nucleotide messenger RNA. RefSeq names its product echinoderm microtubule associated protein like 1 (gene EML1). Gene Ontology annotation, cellular component: mitotic spindle. Gene Ontology annotation, molecular function: microtubule binding. The record is from RefSeq and is a predicted model, not a curated record. The transcript is spliced from 24 exons. Bases 261 to 2762 code for a protein of 833 amino acids. Gene Ontology annotation, biological process: microtubule cytoskeleton organization. Lineage: Eukaryota; Metazoa; Chordata; Amphibia; Anura; Dicroglossidae.